AUGCUAUCAGCUCAGCCGAAAGUUUACAAAGAGCCAGAAAGAAAUACCUUUCGGAACAUAUUUGGUGAAAACGAAGAAGACUAUGAAACCCCACUGGAAAGAUUGAGAAAUUCAAACACACCAUUUGCAGUUAAAUAUGAGACGAAACCAAAGUCUGAGCUAAGGAUUCGAAUCGAGGAACUUAGAAAGCAACUUCUCGCUGUCAUUGAUACUUCCUUUAAGAAUCCGCGUGAAAGAGCUAUCAGUGCUAAAGAGCGCGAUCGUUUGCUACGAUCCAUCGAGCGCUUAGAGGCUCAAGAGAAAAGAGAGAAAGACAAUGCACUACGAGCUACUGGAAACCUCCCCGAGCCCAUCUCCGAAUUUGAAAAAAGACAACAACGAAAAGAAUCAGAAUUAGUAAAGAAUGCCCUAGCGGGGAAAGAAAAAGCCAAAUUCCUAAUCAAACGUCCCUUUCGUCCACUCGACGACGAUCCAGAUGGCGAAACUCGAAAAAUGUUAGGACUGCCAUUGAGAAGACGCAAGCUCAAGAAAACGGGCAAAUGGGCAGGUGAGCUUUGCUAUGUAGUUCCGGAGUUGAGGUACAAGGAUUAUGGAGUUGAAACUUUGAAGGAAAUUUUGUUGUGCGGGGCGGAUGAGGAGCAAGAAGGAUGGUUGGGAAAGUGGUUUAGUAGAUUGGAUAUGAAUAAUACUACAGGUGGUCCAGUGAGAGGUUCUGCAAAGAAGAGAAUCAGAUCAAAUGGAAGCGGAUGUAUUAUAUCAGUUAUAACUGAGGCUAGAAGAAUGAAACAAUCACCAAAAUCUAAGCGUCGAGAAGUUUUCUCAACAGUGCAGGAGACCUCUACAUCACGACAGUUGAAGAGUCUAAUCGAAGUCACCGAAAUUGAACAAAGAAGUCUACAAGCAGAAAUUUACGAUCACUUAGCAAAGUCUCGAGAAGAGAAGCUAGUUGCACAAUCACAGAGAAGAGUUUUUGGAGAGAAGAAACAAAUCAUCUACAAUCUCAAAGAAGCCUUGAAGCUAUCACAUAGAAUUCAUCCUGCGAUGGUCAAAGCUAAAAAAUGGCAAUCUGAAGAGGUUGCUAUGUUGAAGGAAAUUUGUAGCCGCCAGGAACAUGUUCAUAAAGGUGGACAACAUAAUCCAUUCUGGGAGAAGGUCGCCGAUGAAUUGAUACUAUAUGGAUUCGAUCGUCAAGCACAUGCCAUUUAUUUUAAAUGGAUGCGUUUGAAUCAACCACCUAAACCGAAAUCGUCGAAGAAAGGUCCACCCAGUCCUUGGGACUGCAGUGAUACGGAGGAUGAAGAAAGAGGCGAAGAGGAAAUUGAAGACUAUGAGGGAGAGGCCGAUACUAAAAGUGAUAUUUUGCUCCAAAUUGGGUCCAGAGACGAUACUUCUAAACCUUGGGCGACAGGAAGCAACUGGUCGGAUGAAGAGACGUGUCAUGCUGCCCCUUGGCAUUCGAUUCCUGAAUCCUCAACCGAAGAAUAUUUCCAGCAGAAUAAUUCGAAGGCUGAGACGGAUCUGGGAGAUGUACAAGCCCAGGUUUCAUCUCAGCAGCAUGAUCUGCUGACGAUUGAGUAUGCAAAAUACAAUCACCUAGACAAUCCCGUGGUGAACAAGUUGAUAGAGGAUACUGGUUUGAGCAGAGAGCAGAUCAAGUUGUGGUAUAGAAAUCAGAGAGCUAUAGAUGCGAAAGAAGCAGACCUUCAGAAGGAAGUUAAGUCACGGACCGAAAAAGAACUAUCUGCUCCCAUUCUUGAUGAGCCGGAGAUUCAAAGCAUGGGAUUGAAGCGUUAUCGCGUGUCAGACAUUGGCUAUCAUCGUCAAGAAGAAGAAGAACCAGCCAAAAGAGACAAACCCGAGACCUUUGGUUGUCGCUCAAUUAUACCAGAAUCGAAUGAAUCUUCAGCAAAUGAUGUUGCAAUUUCAAGUAUCGGAGUCCAACAAUCUUUCCUCAAACCUGCAACACAAAGAAACAUUCCGGAGAGUACAUCUGAUGUGAUCACCGUUAUGAAAGCAAAUCGAGAAUUGGAACAACAAAAAGUACACGCAGCUGAGGAGGAAUACAAACAAUUGGAACUCGCUAUAAUCGCUCACAAUAAAAGAGCAGAUCUGGAGCUUAAGGCUGCAAAUGCAAAAGAACGGGAGCUUACAGUCCAACGAGAGAUUCGCGAGAAAGCCACGAAGCGUAUUGCGAUGAUUGAAAGCUUCCUCGACGACUACUAA
Messenger RNA from Botrytis fragariae, 2223 nucleotides. RefSeq lists its product as uncharacterized. Gene Ontology annotation, molecular function: DNA binding. NCBI's taxonomy places the organism in Eukaryota, Fungi, Ascomycota, Leotiomycetes, Helotiales, Sclerotiniaceae. The coding region runs from base 1 to 2223 and encodes 740 amino acids. The record is from RefSeq and is a predicted model, not a curated record. The transcript has 10 exons.